Molecule: messenger RNA, 537 nt
Organism: Pieris macdunnoughi
Lineage: Eukaryota; Metazoa; Arthropoda; Insecta; Lepidoptera; Pieridae
Source: the annotation of a GenBank genome assembly
AUGAGAAACGUUGAAAUAAAAGCGCGAGUUGACGACGUCAAAAGAAUUUGUGAACUUGCUGAAGAACUAAGCGGUGGAACAUUUAAGUUAAUAGAGCAAGAUGAUACUUUUUAUAAUGUGCCUAACGGUCGUCUAAAGUUGAGAAUAUUUGAAGAUUCAUCUGCUACUUUGGUACGCUAUGAGAGAAAUGAUGAGGGUGGGCCUAAAAUGUGCGAUUAUGAUUUGUUAGAAUUCUCUUCAAAUGAAAAAGAAAAAUCUAUAAAGUUAGAUAAAAUGUUAAAACAAUGCUUGGGGGAGCGUGGUCGUGUUGUUAAAAAACGCAAACUAUACAUGGUUGGCCAGACUCGAAUACAUAUAGACACAGUUAAAGGGCUUGGAGACUUUAUGGAACUUGAAGUGGUUCUUAGACCAGAACAAACAUUGGAAGAAGGCCAGAAAAUUGCUGAAGAUUUGAAGACUAAACUUGAAGUUAAAGAUGAGAACCUUAUUGAAUGUGCUUAUAUGGAUUUGCUUGAAAAGAAGAGCCAUAAAACUUAG